Molecule: messenger RNA, 225 nt
Organism: Encephalitozoon romaleae SJ-2008
Lineage: Eukaryota; Fungi; Microsporidia; Unikaryonidae
Exons: 1
Coding region: 1-225 (74 amino acids)
Source: RefSeq, a predicted model, not a curated record
AUGGAAAAGAUGGAAAAGGAGUAUGACAUCAUUCAGAUUCCAAAAGGAAUUAAACGCAGCGAUCUGCCAGAAAGAAUAGAGGCUGAUAAGCCCUUUGAGAUCGACGGAAGCUUGUAUGUAUGUGAGAAGAGAGAUGAGGGAGCAAUGAAGGUGUGUUUCGAGGAAGAGGGAAAGACUAGCAUCCCUGUCCUGAGUAAGAACUUCUAUGUAGUAAGAAGGGUGUGA